This is a messenger RNA of Penaeus vannamei (Pacific white shrimp), 1694 nucleotides long. Lineage: Eukaryota; Metazoa; Arthropoda; Malacostraca; Decapoda; Penaeidae. The record is from RefSeq and is a predicted model, not a curated record.
GUUCGAGAAGUGGUGACAAGUGUUAUCGCCACAACCUCUGGCUACUGGGAGACUCGCGAGGUGAUUAGCGGCCUUAGUGCGAAGCGCGGUGCUGCGCCGGGAGGACUUCCGCUACGCAACGCUCUGCUUGUUAUCAGAUGUUGAGUUCCCGCGCCGCCGCCUUCAGCGUCAAGGCGCUCCUGACGGCUCCCGGCCACCAGGAGGCCAAGGAGGACGAAGCCCUCCGGGAGAUCAAGCAUGAGGGCGAAGCUCCGAGUCCCCGAGACGAGCCGAGCGAGUCUCCGGUCGAGGCCUCGAGCGCGCAGGACGAGGUGUCGGCCGCGCCUUCGCCAGCGUCGCCAGCAGCGGGGGAGGGAGGCGGGGACUGCGCCAUGCAGGAACUGCCUGAAGGGAGGACGGAUGAGGAGGGCGGGGACGACGGGGGCGCUGGCGACGACGAGGACGACGACGACGACCUGAUCGUUGACGUGGAGAGCAACAGCCCCUCGCCCUCCCCAGCCCCGACGCCUCACUCCCCACAAAGCGCGACUUCAGGACCCUCCCGCGGGGGCGCGUCCGGUUCCCCUGUGAGUGUGAUUUGCCGAACUCCUGGUGCAGGCUCGCCCACGCCUUCACUCUCGACCCCGGCUUCGGUUUGCGCGCCCGCGGCCCCGCAGCAGUAUCAGGACAAGGUGUUUCUGCCGCAGUCCCCCUCCGGCCGAGCUGAUUGGCAGGUGUAUCCUCAGUCUGCUCCCUUGGGCGUGAGAUGGGUCGGGCCGGAGACCGUAGGGAGCAAGGGCGACGGGGACAUCAGCAUUCACCUUCUGCAGCAGGACCUGUGGGCCAAGUUCCACAGCCUCGGAACGGAAAUGAUAAUCACGAAAAAUGGAAGACGCAUGUUCCCUGUGGUGAAAGUGUGCCUCCGCGGCCUCGACCCCGAGAAGAAUUACAUGGUGUACAUGGACAUGGCGGCUGUGGACACGCGCCGCUACAGAUACGUCUAUCCAAGCUCCCGAUGGAUGGUGGCAGGGACCGGCGAGCCCCUGGGAGACCAAGCCCCUUACAUCCACCCGGAUUCUCCUUCGUCGGGAGUCCAGUGGAUGGCGUCGCCCACGGUGGCUUUCGACAGACUCAAGCUCACCAAUAACAAGACGAGAGAAUCCAGGGGACAGAUCAUCCUGCACUCCAUGCAGAAGUACCAGCCGAGGAUCUGGGUGCAGGAGGUGUCCGCCGGGGCCUCGUCGGGCGGACCUGCCCGCCUCUGGACCGCCAGAGGGCCCACAGCGCCGUGCAGGCCGUGUUCCAGCGUCGUCUUCAUCACCGUCACAGCGUAUCAGAACAGCCGCGUACCGAACCAGCAGAACCAGCAAGUUAAGGGCGCUUCUGCAGAUCGGAAGUUCACGAGCCACAGCGUCAGAACCAAGCAGGUAAGGGCCUUCGCUGCAGAUGGGAUAGGGAGUCAGAGGCACACAGCCCGUUAUCAGAACCAGCAGGAAGGGGCCUUCUGCCAGGAGCGAAGGUUACGAGAGGCACGCGUAUCAGAACCAGCAGGUAAGGGGCCUUCUGCAGGAGGGAAGGGUUCAGAGGCCACAGCGUACCAGAACCAGCAAAGAGGUAAGGGCCUUCUGCGCGAGGAGAAUGGGUUCAGAGGCCACAGCAUGGUAAGGAGGCCUUCUCAGGAGGGAAGUGGUUUUCAUGGACGGAAACCUGACUGA